This is a messenger RNA of Priapulus caudatus, 3428 nucleotides long. RefSeq names its product solute carrier family 41 member 1-like. The transcript is spliced from 12 exons. The record is from RefSeq and is a predicted model, not a curated record. Gene Ontology annotation, cellular component: plasma membrane. Gene Ontology annotation, molecular function: monoatomic cation transmembrane transporter activity. Bases 156 to 1673 code for a protein of 505 amino acids. NCBI's taxonomy places the organism in Eukaryota, Metazoa, Priapulida, Priapulimorpha, Priapulimorphida, Priapulidae. Gene Ontology annotation, biological process: monoatomic cation transport.
UAGUAUUUGUACGCUCGCCCGAAACUUGACGCUCCUAAGUGCGCUUUCUACUCAGAUUUCGAUAUAGUUUCUUUCUUGAUUUCACCAGUUACAAUGGUAAAUCUCACCGUGUACGUACAUUUCGGAUCUGGCUGUAUCCUGGUGAGAUCGCAAGUAUGAGCGAAACGAUAGGCACUGGCAUCAGAUCAAGAAUACGGGGAUCAAAGAUGACAGCUGAACAGGUGUCAGCGGAUGGGGCCCGGCAGGUCUCUCCCACAGGAGCUAGCCCAUUACAGCAGGUGCCAUUAGGUCAGGAGCCAUUAGCAGGUUCAACCAGCGUAAAUGGAGUACCUGUAGACAAUCAGAUUACGUCGAAUAGUGAUCGGCAACCAUUACUUUCAGGAGAAUCUACAGGUGAGAGUAAGGAAUCUGUAGUAGAACCAGAGAAGGAGGAAACCUCACUGAUGAUAGGACUUCAGGUUGUCAUCCCCUUUCUAGUAGCUGGCUUUGGCAUGGUGGGAGCUGGCAUGGUGCUAGAUAUUGUACAGCAUUGGAAAGUCUUCAGGGAUGUAUCAGAGAUAUUCAUCCUUGUACCUUCUCUUCUGGGCUUGAAGGGGAACUUGGAGAUGACGCUAGCUUCAAGAAUGUCAACACAGGCGAACCUCGGCAACAUAGAGCUGCGCAGCGAGCUGUGGAAGAUGGCUUCCGGCAACAUGGCGAUCCUGCAGUGUCAGGCAACCGUCGUCGGCUUCCUGGCAUCGAUCGCCGCCAUCGUGAUGGGAUGGAUUCCCGACGGAAAGUUUGAGCUUCACGACGCGCUGCUGCUCUGUGCCGGAUCCCUGACAACGGCCGCCAUUGCCAGCGCCAUCCUCGGUGCUAUCAUGAUAUUCAUCGUCGUGUUGUCACGGCGAUGCAACAUCAACCCCGACAACGUGGCGACACCCAUCGCUGCGAGUCUAGGCGAUCUCAUCACGCUCUCUUUGCUCGCUAGCAUUUGCACGGGAAUCUACUCUGUGCAAGUUACACAGGUCUGGCUGGCACCUUUCAUAAUAGCACUGUUUCUGCUUCUGCUGCCUCUGUGGAUCUACAUUUCCCAUCGGAACAUCUACACAAAAGAUGUGUUGUAUAAUGGAUGGGUCCCAGUCAUAUCAGCCAUGGUGAUAAGUAGUGUAGGAGGCUUGAUACUGGAUGCCACUGUGGUAGUAUUCGAUGGUCUGGCCGUAUAUCAACCCGUCAUAAAUGGAGUUGGAGGCAACCUUGUCGCCGUGCAAGCGAGCAAGCUGUCAACGGCACUGCACAAGGUCAGCCAGCCAGGCGUCGUGCCAGUCGGCGUCUUCAGUGGCUGUCCGACGCCUCUCAGCACAUUCUGUGUUAACGACCUGAGUUCACGCACAGCACGUGUGCUGCUUCUGCUUGUUGUUCCGGGUCAGCUACUGUUCGUGUUCGUGAUCAACUACAUGAAGGCGGGACAUACGUCGCUGACACCGGCAUUCGUCAUACUCUACCUGACGGCUGCGUUGCUACAGGUUCUGAUUCUGCUCUACGUUGCCAACUGGAUGGUGCACUACAUGUGGCGCAAGAAGCUCGACCCGGACCACGCGGCCAUCCCGUAUCUGACCGCCAUCGGUGACCUGGUCGGCACAGCACUCCUGGCAGCCACCUUUUUCCUGCUAGCCACCUUCGGUAAAGAGUAACAGGAGGUGCUUCCACGCCCCUCACUCAUGGAGGACACGCAUGUUCGACAACUGUUGGUAGGUGGCGCUGUCGUGCCAACUCUGAGAUAUAACCUGCAGGGGACUCGCGAUCUCAACACCUAUCAGCAGGUGCUGCCAGAUGUCUGCUCAAUAACUAGUGGUAGGUGGCGCCCCCACACCUGCUCGACAGUUAGCCAAGCAAAACCCUGUUGUAAUCAGUCUUUCAGGCUAGCUGCGUCAGAAUUACGCUUACUACGGACGAUUACUACUAGUGGCCCAUUUCACCAUUACGAACCACCUGCUAUCCAUUAAUGGUGUGGCUGCUACGACCCAGCAAGCAAGUGGUGCAGUUAGAUGCCAUCUUACGUUGUAAGCGAUUAGAUUUCCGAAGCUGUGUAAACGGUGCUCCCUCUCUCACGUGCGUGCAUGCGUGCGUAAGUGCAUGCGUGCGUGUAUUCUGUAGCGUGUAUUGUGGUAUUGUGGUGUACAGGGCAUGCGAACAAUGUGCAAUUCCUGCUGUGAAGUCUGCCCAGAGAAUACAAGGUUUCCGAGUUACAGUCUGAUGAAAUGUGAUUUGCUGUGUUUAUAAGCUUAUAUACAUAUAUAAAGUUUGGAUUUGAAUGAUUUUUUUGUGCUGGGCUGCAGGUAUUUUUGUAACAUUUAAAAUGUAAAAUGCACAAAUAAUGUGCAGUUGCAAGUAUUGUGAGAUAGUAUAAAAGGUAUCGCAUCAUUAAUUGCCGUCAGGCUGCAGUUACAUACCAGCAUGGCGUUUUUCAAUCGGUGUUGGACUAUGGACCACCAGCAACAUGCACACCUGUACAUUAUCUAGAUUGCAAUACGUACAAUAUACAAUUGUAUAGAUACGUUCAUGCGAGUAAUUAUUAUAGAUCAAUAUCCUCGUGAAUUGUGAUCGUAUUUAUUUUCUACGUGGCAGCUUACCGAUCGGUAAUAACUUGAUCGGUAAGCAGCAUAUAUAAUAACUGCCAGGAUUGUGAACCACUGAUGUGGCUGGCUAGCGUAAAUAUGCAAAGGUUAGCAAACUUGGAAUUCCAUCUGUUACUGUGAAAUAACGAAUGCUAAGCAUCGUUGCAUAAAGUUGUACGUGGUCUUUAAAUAAUCCACCAGUUACAUGGGAGGGACAUUGUCGUGUGAUUUAUACACUAUAUAAAUUUCAUCUUUCCUGAUGCUUCACCCUCUAUUUUUAAUAUUGGGGAAAAUUAUACAAAUAUAUGUUUGUUUGCGUGCAUGUGUGCUUGUGAGCGUGGGUGCGUGAUUGUGUCCAUGCAUAUUUACGCGAUUGAUAGUUUGGUGAAACACUUUACAUCUUGGAUAGACGUUAUUUUGUUAACAAAAUCAUUUAUUCACUGAAAUUGAUAUGUGAACAUAUAUCAGAGUAAGAUCAGCUUUGAUCUAAUGAUGUUUUUUUAUUAGAGAUAUGAAAAUAUAAUAAAUUAUACCAUUUAUUACAGACAUUUCAAACCUGGCCUGUAUUGAUUUCUUGUUUAGCAUACGGUCUGCAUGGCAAGACCUGCCACAGCCUUUUAACUGUAAAAGAAUAUACUAUGGCCUAAACUCUGAACAAAUAUCUAGAUAGCUGGGAAAUCAUAGCGUUUCUGUCAGCAUAUUAUCCCUGCAGUAAGAAAAUAAUUACAACAACAAGUCCAUAUUGAUAUCGAGACUAGAUAAUAUUGCUCAGUAAAUUGCAUAAAUCACAUGUGAUUGCAAUAAAAAUUUAUUUACUUUUGUUAAAAAUCA